UUGGGUGGGGUGUGGACUCGAGGAAAAGAGGGAGGGAAGUGGGUGGAGGUGUGGUUGUGAGUGUUUGUGCGUUCCUUGGCGGCGAGGGCUGAGUCUGACAUUUGGAACGUAGAGAGCAGAAGGAAUUGGGCUUCAACAGAAAGGCUACCAUCAAAAAUCAUCAUGUUGGUUCUUCUAGCAGGAAUCUUCCUCCUUCACCUCACCAGCAUCAUCCUCCUCCUAGUGGCAACUAUCGACAAUGCCUGGUGGAUGACAAAAAUCGUGUCCACUGAUGUGUGGGCCAGGUGGAUACUGACCAAUGGAACCUGGAGCUCCAACGAUCUCCCCGGCCAGUACCCUCAAGAAUACCUCCAGGCAGUGCAGGCUAGCUCCAUUCUGGCCUGCAUAUUCUCUUCCCUUGGCCUGUUUGUGUUUGUGGGACAGCUCUUCACUCUGUCAAAGGGACAGAGAUUCACCUUCUCUGGCAUCUUCCAGCUCCUAGCCUGCCUGUGCAUCAUGAUCGCUGCCUCCAUCUACACAGACAUCUUUCACAAGAAUGAAUCGGAUGGUUGGUAUGGCCACUCCUUCAUUCUGGCCUGGAUCUCCUUUGCGUUCACCUUCAUCUCCAGUAUAAUCUACUUUGUCCUGCGAAAGAAGACCGCAAACUAGAAGCAGAAGACUAGCCCAAACCCAAGGGACAGGCUCAAUAUCUUACGAUCUGAUUGUUUUUUGUACAAUUAGGUAUGGAUAUGAGUGUGGGAUACAAAAGGGGAGAGUUAUCCACAGAUUUUCAUGUAUCUCUUUUGGUUCCCUGAAGUGUGUCUAAACAUAUUGUAAUAUCUUACCAGUCCUGCCAACAUAGCUAUAACUUACCUGUCCUGCCCAGUUAUAACUUACCUGUCCUGCCCACAGUUAUAACUUACCUGUCCUGGCCACAUAGUAAUAACCUACCUGUCCUGCCAACAUAGUAAUAACCUACCUGUCCUGCCCACAUAGUAAUAACCUACCUGUCCUGCCCACAUAGUAAUAACCUACCUGUCCUGGCCACAUAGUAAUAAUCUACCUGUCCUGCCCACAUAGUAAUAACCUACCUGUCCUGCCCACAUAGUAAUAACCUACCUGUCCUGCCCACAUAGUAAUAACCUACCUGUCCUGCCCACAUAGUAAUAACCUACCUGUCCUGCCCACAUAGUAAUAACCUACCUGUCCUGCCCACAUAGUAAUAACCUACCUGCCCUGCCCACAUAGUUAUAACCUACCUGUCCUGCCCACAUAGUUAUAACCUACCUGUCCUGGCCACAUAGUAAUAACCUACCUGUCCUGGCCACAUAGUAAUAACCUACCUGUCCUGCCCACAUAGUAAUAACCUAACUGUCCUGCCCACAUAUUACCAAGUCCAUGUUUAGUUUUCAUGGGCUCUUAAUAUAAAGUGGGACAACAUUUUCAAAGUUAAUGAAACUUUUACAGCCCUCAUAUAUUCGUUGGAGGUAUAUAGGGGAGUCAGAGAGUUUAGACUGACAGUAUCAUUAUUUCAGAAUCAUAGUCCUGAACUAUUCUUGCUUACAUUUGAUUUAUUUCUCAAUUAGGCUCAUAAUAAAACAAGGCCAAAACUCUCAAAACCAGAAGAAUGAAUUGACUAGUGCCGCAAACAGAAUCCAAUUUGAGAAACUGUCAACGAUCAUUACCCCGUUUGACUUACAGCCCUACUGUAGUGUGCUGAAUAAGACAAAGAAUAUCAUGUAUUUGCCAAUGUCCAUACAUGGAAUGGAACAUUAGUACUAACCUCACUGCUAACUGGACCCUCCCCUUUUUAGUUAUGUAGUUAUCUUAUGCUUUGUACCGUGAGUCUUAUUGUGUAGGUUAACUUCCGUUUGUCUGAAUCAACCUAUCCCCCAGACACACCCAUGGACUGACAGACAGACAGACGGAUAGAUCUUGAGUGCCUUGAAAUCUGACAGAGCAUAUUUGCUCGCUGCACAUUGAGAUAUAUGUGUAAAUAUGAACAUGUUUGGUUCCACAUUGUGCUUUGUAUGUCUAAUGCAAUUUUAUUUUUGUUACUAUUAUCAGUAUGAUAAUAAUUUGUAUUAAAACCAGAUUUAAAUCUAA
Messenger RNA from Oncorhynchus tshawytscha (Chinook salmon), 2085 nucleotides. Its product is annotated as epithelial membrane protein 2. Gene Ontology annotation, cellular component: plasma membrane. Bases 163 to 648 code for a protein of 161 amino acids. Lineage: Eukaryota; Metazoa; Chordata; Actinopteri; Salmoniformes; Salmonidae. The transcript is spliced from 5 exons. The record is from RefSeq and is a predicted model, not a curated record.